This is a messenger RNA of Salpingoeca rosetta, 1294 nucleotides long. RefSeq lists its product as uncharacterized. The transcript has 3 exons. NCBI's taxonomy places the organism in Eukaryota, Choanoflagellata, Craspedida, Salpingoecidae. The record is from RefSeq and is a predicted model, not a curated record. Bases 161 to 499 code for a protein of 112 amino acids.
GCAGUUUUCCAAAGCGCAAACGCACCCGCCUUGCUUCGCUUCUCCUCUGCCUCCUUUCAUCGCUUGAUCAUUUGCGCCUUCCCUUGCCUGCAGCUGUCCCCUCCGUGUGCCCGCCGCUUUGAGCUGUUCUCCUCCUCCUUCUCCUCGCACGAAACCAACCAUGCCCAUCGCCGCGACCAAGCUCGACAUCUCCAGGGAGCAGCACACCGAGGAGAUCCCCGCGUCAUGCUACUUCACCCCUCGCACCGUCAGGGAUCUCCUGUGCUACUAUGCGUUUAUCCUGUUUGUCACGAGCUUCCUGUGGUUUGCCGGCCUGUACCUUUGGGCCAUUCACGACAACAAGGAUGAGGAGCGCGUCGGCAUGGGCCUCACCAUUGCAGGCAUUGUUGUUGGUGGUGGUGCCAUCUUGGUGAUCACAAGCAUCUGCCUGUGUAACUGCAACAAGCCGCUGCCGGAAACAGAGGACAAGGACGACGAUAUUGAGAUGCAAGAGAAGUGAAGGGGCUGGUUCUUUUGCCCUCGCUGAUAUCGUUUCUCCCUCCCCCCCCCCCCCUUUUCACAUCGCCCCAAAACGUCCUCGCACACGUGUACACUCACACGCGCACGCACCAACCAACCCACCACUUCACACACACUCAACCACAAUGCAUUGCAGUGACCCCUAGUUUCCCUUCCCCCCCCCCCUUCACCCCUUCGCCCUCUUUCUUUUUCGCAUCAAGCACACUUUCCUCCACCCUCUCCACCCUCGUUGGUGUGUACAUGUUUCGCUUGGUUGUUUUAGGCAUGUUCUGUUGAUCGCUGGCAUGAAGUGCACCAGAAAUUGCGCCAUUCACGCUGACACACUGACACGUUGAUACGACAGACUGUUCCUUUUCUUUUCCCUUCCUCUCUUCUCCUCCCCCCCCCCCUCACACACACCGUUUGCAUUUGCCGUGUCCGUGCGUGUGCACUCCUGAUAUCGUGUGUGAGGGAUUGUGUGCUCUUUUGCGUGUAGGCUGUGUUUUUGUGUGCUUGCACAGCACGGUCUGUUACCCAACACGCCCUUGCCCACAAACAGUGGUGUUUCCUCUCUGUUCCUCCGUUCUCAAGUUCUCACGCGCGUCGGUGGCCUGUGUCCGUGCGUCCAUCCCCUUGUGUGUGAGUGUGGUUGUUUCUUCCUCGUGUCUUUGGUGUUGCCCUUCUUCCUCUAUCUGCAUCAUCUUCCCUCCUCCUUGUUGGUCGGACCUUAAUGAACACUCGACAGUGAAACCCUGAAAGCAACCGCAGCACAGCCAUGGGUGGGCGCAUGAUGGAG